Molecule: messenger RNA, 1983 nt
Organism: Dibothriocephalus latus
Lineage: Eukaryota; Metazoa; Platyhelminthes; Cestoda; Diphyllobothriidea; Diphyllobothriidae
Source: the annotation of a GenBank genome assembly
UUCCAGCUCAUUGGCUCCAACUCUGCUGCAGCCACUGCAGCGGCCCUGUCCGCCGGUGGUAUGGCCAUGCAGACGGCAGAUUCGAUAUUGUUAGGACGGCUGCUGCAUGAGAAGGAGACAAUGUUGCAACAACAACUACAAGAUUUGACACGUCUGCGUUUCCAAAACUCUGAAAUGGAAGUCAAAAUGAAGGCCCUUCAAAGAGAACUGGAGAACAAAAACACCCGCCUUAACGCUCUUGAGUCCUCCCAGGCUGCUGAUAUGGUGACCGGCCUGGGCGAAUGGCAGACCCCUAUGUCGCGCAUCCAGGUUGCACAGGCCGAAUUGACCACCCUCAGGCAAUCUAAUGCCGAGCUUCGCGAGAAACUCACGCAGACUCAGUCCACCCUACAGGAAAGGGAGAAUGAAUUGCAGCGACUGCAGAUAUCGCAGACAUCAGCGGCCAACCUGGAGAUAGAACGGCUUAAGCUCGAGCUUACCAAAGUCAAGGAGGAGCGUGAAACAUUGGAGCGAAACCUGCGAAUGGAGGUUACCCAACUUACGGACGACAUGAACCGUUCGAAUAAUGCAGCCUUGAAUGCAGAAGCGGAACUACAAGGUCAAAAGGACAAAAUUCGCCUCCUUGAGUUUGAACAGGUCAAAGCAACAACAGAAGCUGCAGCCUUACAGAAAAAGUAUCAGACUGUUCUUGGACAACUCACUGAACGAACAGACAAGCUGCAAUUACUUGAGAAAGAAUGUCAACAGAACCACACACAGGAAAUUCAGCGCCUGAAGACCGAAAAUGAUGACCUGAACCACCGCGUUACUUACUUGCACAGGAACAACCAAGAAAGAGAGACCAAGCUUGAACAACAAGAGACGGAACUUGGCAAGCUACGGGAUGAACUGUCAAAUGUCAAAAAGCAAGCGCAUUGUCUUGAAGCAGAAUUGAAGAGCCUUCGAGAAGAAAUUGCUUACAAGGAUGAACGUUCUAGGCAGCUCCAAGUGCAGCAUGCCGACGAACUCGCUCGAAUGCGAUCAGUCCAUCAGGAGCAGAGUAGCAGAUUGAGUCAUCUUCAACUGGCCCUCGAUGAGAAGGACCAUGAGCUUAAGACGCUUAACAGUGACUUGCAAGGACAGGCUGAUGAACUUGUUCGUGUGCAAUCCAAUCUUGAAGAUGCCAAGGCAAAAAGCAACAUCUUACAAAAGAGGGUAGAAGAACGGGAACAGAGGCUGCGGAAAAUUGAAGGCGAAAACCAUGGAUUACUUGAUGAAAUUCACGGCCUCAGGAAAAGCAACCAUGAGUUGGAGAGCCACAUUGAUGUCCUUCGGCAGCGUCUCCUCGAUCGAGAUGAAAGAGCGUCUUCAAAUGUGCCCAUUCCUGUCGGAUUCUCCCAGAGCGGUCCUGGUAUGUCAUCUGCUAUGGAGAAACCGUCUGCACAGCUGACGGCCGAAGUGGAUCGUCUAAGAAAGCAGAACACUGAGUUAGAGACGACGAACAGCAAGACAAAACAGGCUCUUCAGGACCUACAAAUUAAGCUGGAUCAACUGGAUUUCGAACGAUCCAACUUAAACAGGUCUUAUGAGGAAGAACGUGAAAAGCGUACUCGACUGGAGAAAGAACUGCAAGGGCGGGAUGCAAAAAUGCAAAAGACGGUUUCGAUGGAAUCAACCGUCCAGACAAACGCACAAAUUGACCAAUUAACUCUCACUGUUAGUCAGCUGAAGCGCGACGUCGAACGCCGAAAUAGCCAAAUACAACAGCUUAACCAGCAGAUUGCUCAGGCGGAAAAACUUUCUAGGAUGAGCACAGCUACCGGGUCUGAAAGAGAUGCCCUUCUCAAUGAACUGAAAAUCAGUCUCGAGCGUACGCAGAAGGCCCUUGACGAGGCGAAUGAACAGAAUCAUCUUCUUCAAGCCCGGACGGAGACGACCAUGUUGGAGACGCAACAACAAUUCCUGGUACAACAGGUAACUGUGACUAGUACUUUACUGAAUUAA